UCCAUAGAUAUCCAUCACAAAAGAUAACACAUGAUGAUGUUCUUCCACCAAACCAUGUGCUAAAGCCCUCCAAACUGCCAAACCCAAAACUUAGGCGCCCACUGCUUCACUCUCUUGUUUGCGCUUCUUAAUUUGCCUCUUUAUAACCAAUAAGCUCGUCCAUUUCCAAAUCCAAGUGCCUCAGAUAUUCUACCUCCUGUUCCAUACUCAAAAGCCCUUCAAACUCAAGCUUCUCCUUUUUGGGCCUACUUAUAACGUUUCCUGCCAUUCAAGAAGUACUUUCAAGCUAUACAAAAGAAUGUUAGGAAGCGCUUUCUUACCUCCUAAACCCUCCCUCUCCCACUCCUCUCCCAGCCAUUUUAGUCCAUGGGUUGAAUCUCCGAUUCGGGCCUUCGUAGUCACAGCAUCUGCAGCCACUAUCAGUCCAGAUUCGGUGAAGGCAAAGUCAUCAAGAAAUACACUAUACGAAAUCCUCUGUGUCGACCAAACUGCAUCCCAAGCUGAGAUCAAGGCUGCAUACCGAAGUCUGGCAAAACUUCAUCAUCCAGACAUCACUCCUUCAGAUCGUGAUGGUCAGGAUUUCAUAGAUAUCCACAAUGCUUAUGCCACCUUAUCUGAUCCUGCAGCUAGGGCUAGCUAUGACUUGUCAAUUCGUGCUUCAGCUCCAUGUUAUCGAUUUAGAUAUUCUACUUCAAACACUUUUCAGGGACAUCGACCAACUAGGAGGUGGGAAACUGAUCAAUGUUGGUAGGCAACCUAGCUUAACUAUUUGCUCAUAAUGUAAUUUGUACCAUCAACAACGGAAUCAAAGCCCUUGCCCACAUCUACUUCUUCUUCAAA
Messenger RNA from Populus trichocarpa (black cottonwood), 840 nucleotides. Its product is annotated as chaperone protein dnaJ 11, chloroplastic. The record is from RefSeq and is a predicted model, not a curated record. Lineage: Eukaryota; Viridiplantae; Streptophyta; Magnoliopsida; Malpighiales; Salicaceae. Bases 299 to 751 code for a protein of 150 amino acids. The transcript has a single exon.